UAUUUAAUUGUGUAGUUGAUAUUGCCGACAUAUAAAAAUGGUAUGACGUUCAUUAUUGUCAAAUAAGUUUUCUCGGUUCACUGGGCACAUUCUUUUUUUCUCACUUUGCUGAAUUAUUACCCCAAAUAUGUUCAAAUUUGUUAGCACGCAAUUCGUUGUAGUUGUCGCUGUUUGCAUAAGUUGGGCGACAGGUCAAUCAGGCCAGGCCGGAUUUGACGGAUAUUCCCUAACAUGGAGAAUUGUGUAAAGAUCAAUUUUAAAUCCGUGGCCACAACCCCGGGGUGGGUCGGAAUUGGAAUUAACACCAAGCGAGGGAUGGAUGGAGGUCAAUUAAUGGUCGCUGGUGUGCGCCAGGUGCCGCUAACCCCAACUACGUUGAGGCCAAGUUCAACGCCAACAACGCUAGGAAAUAAUUCACUCCUCUACGUCGACGUUAAUCAAGUCGAUACACCCUACAACCAACUCUUGAUCGGAUCAGCAACCGGAAUUGUUGGUGUAUACGAAGGAAAAGCGUGGGAAUUUGUUAGCGUCACUGAACAAGUUGAAACCGUGGGUGGAACACAGGUGAACGUUACAACAAUGGAAUGGACAAAACAGCUCAAUCCCAUGGAUGGAAAUGACAUCCAAGUAGUUCGAGGACAAUCAAUCUUCGUUUUGAUGGCAUUUGGAGAUUGUGACGAUCUCGAUUAUCAUGGUCAAGAACACAAAGGGACCGCCGUAAUUGAGUUCCUUCCUGCAGAUAAUGCUGCCAUGAAGAGUGCUGAGGGCUUAUUAAAUUCUAUGUUUGCAUUAUUCACAUUUUCUUUCCUCAUGGGUGUACUGUAAUAAUGUGCUUAAUAUUGAAUAAAUAAUAAAACAUAGAGAAAAAUUAUGGUGAUUUGACUUAUGCCAUAUUUACAACAUGAAAAAUUAUAGGAUAUGACUUAAAAAAAUUUAAUUUUUGAAUACAAUUUUAAUUUUAA
Molecule: messenger RNA, 962 nt
Organism: Folsomia candida
Lineage: Eukaryota; Metazoa; Arthropoda; Collembola; Entomobryomorpha; Isotomidae
Exons: 4
Coding region: 232-825 (197 amino acids)
Source: RefSeq, a predicted model, not a curated record